CGAUCCAACGGUAGAGACAACCGCGUGAGAUGAAAGCUAACAUUGAAGUAUAGCUUUAUCUUCUAUUCAACUUCAAAAUUAGGGCACUCUCUCUCACUCAACGACACAACUUUCUCUACUUCCGCCUUCAUCCCCUCUUUUACGCACACCUUCACUAUGGCGUUGCCGAAUCAGCAAACUGUUGAUUAUCCGAGUUUCAAGCUUGUUAUUGUCGGCGAUGGUGGAACUGGAAAAACAACUUUUGUGAAGAGACAUUUGACCGGAGAAUUUGAGAAGAAAUACGAACCAACUAUUGGUGUUGAGGUUCACCCUUUGGAUUUCUUCACUAAUUGUGGAAAGAUCCGGUUUUACUGUUGGGAUACAGCUGGCCAGGAGAAAUUUGGUGGUCUUCGUGAUGGAUAUUACAUUCACGGUCAAUGUGCCAUCAUUAUGUUUGAUGUCACUGCAAGGUUGACUUACAAGAAUGUUCCCACAUGGCAUCGUGAUCUUUGCCGUGUUUGUGAAAACAUUCCAAUUGUACUUUGUGGAAACAAAGUUGAUGUUAAGAACCGUCAAGUGAAGGCAAAACAGGUUACUUUUCACAGAAAGAAGAACUUGCAGUAUUACGAGAUAUCUGCUAAGAGUAAUUACAACUUUGAGAAGCCGUUUCUUUAUCUUGCAAGGAAACUCGCUGGGGACCCUAACUUGCAUUUUGUUGAGUCUCCUGCUCUAGCUCCUCCGGAAGUGCAAAUUGACAUUGCCGCGCAACAACAGCAUGAAGCUGAGCUUGCUGCAGCUGCCAGCCAGCCUCUUCCAGAUGACGACGAUGAUGCUUUUGAAUAGAUAUAAAAUUUGAAAGAGUUUGUGGGAUUUGAGAGUUUUUCUGUUUGUGGAUUUUUCGAUUUUGAUUAUGAUUAAGAUGUAACACCCCAACCUGGACAGGCUGACAUGUCACUCAUAAAGAUAUCAAAACUAAAACCAAUCCAUAACGCUUAAAACAAAA
Molecule: messenger RNA, 982 nt
Organism: Helianthus annuus (common sunflower)
Lineage: Eukaryota; Viridiplantae; Streptophyta; Magnoliopsida; Asterales; Asteraceae
Product: GTP-binding nuclear protein Ran-3
Exons: 8
Coding region: 157-822 (221 amino acids)
Biological process (GO): ribosomal subunit export from nucleus; protein import into nucleus
Cellular component (GO): cytoplasm; nucleus
Molecular function (GO): GTP binding; GTPase activity
Source: RefSeq, a predicted model, not a curated record